AUGAAAGGCAACCAAAUUUUGUUUACGGAUAAUUUAGGAUAUAAUAUUAGAACUAAAAGAGACUUGACUAGUAUUAAUUAUAACACUGUAAUAAAAGGUAACAGAAGAGUUAGAAAAAAGUUGAUUAAGAGAAAGCCAAUUAGUGAAAACACCAUCAGCUCCAAUAACAAUAACGACUUCAAUUUGGAGAAUACCACAAAGCAUAAAAGAAGACGAAAAUUAAAGAUAAAAAAGAAGAAAGUUAAGCACAUUAUAUUGCCAACAACAACGCUGGAUGUUGAAUUAUCUAAAAAUCCAAUUAGACAGUCAAGAAGGAAGUUUGUUAUCACUAGAAAGCGUUUAUUGAAAGCUUCUCCGAGUACGUAUAAUCUAAACGCGGCUUCUAUCACAAAACUAGAAGAUAAAUAUGAACAAGAGAAGUUACCAACAACUAUUAGCCUUGAACCAAGUGCAAAUGUUUCCGAAUUGAACACAGAAGCAAACAGUAAUGAAUUUGCUUCUUCUGAACCAGAAGACACUUCUGUGUAUGAUGAUGAAGGAGAAGAAACAACUGGAAGUACAGAAGAAGAAGAAAAUUCUUCGCUUGAUGAAGAAUCAGAUAUAGACUAUGAUACUUCCACCACUGCAGAUGUAGAUGAAUCCAGUAUAGAGAACGAUGUUGAAGAUGAUUACGAGGAAGAUUCUACUGAAGAAUAUGACGAUAGCGAAGUUGAUGAAAAUGAAGGGAAAGAAGCAGAAGAUGAAGAACAAGAAAAUAGUGGAGGUGAAGAAGCAGAAGAUGAAGAACAAAGUAAGAGUGAAGAGGAAGAAGUAGAAGAUGAAGAACAUGGAAAGAGUGAAGGAGAAGAAGCAGAAGAUGAAGAACGUGGAAAAAGUGAAGUAGAAGAAGCAGAAGAUGACGAAGAACAAGUAAAGAGUGAAGAAAAUCAUACUGAAAAUCAAAUUCAGCAUGUACCUGACUACGAACCAUUCUUUCCAGAGUUGUCGGAAACUUUCGAGGCGCCAAUAUUCCUCCUCAAAACAACUAUUCUAUCAUCGAUCGAAUUACAAACAAAGACUAUAGUUCAGAGUAGACUGAGAACUUACAAAUCCUUGAUUACAAAAGUUAGUGGUAGUGAACAGACUGUAAUAAGUACAACCGAAGUUAAGCCUCACAUAAAAACAACUACUGUAGUUGAAUCCCUGACUAGACUUACAACUUUGACACUGUUGGACAUCGACAGCACAUCACCUACAAUAUCUCCUAACACCGAAUCCUAUCAACAACUCAACCACACAGAAGCCACCAGAAUAAAUGGAGAAAGAAAACAUAUGGAAGAAGGUAGGAACUACCUAGCUACUAGAGUAAUGUCUAAUGGUGUUGAAGUAAUAGUAGCAGGAGACAAAAGCACAAUACCAGGAGAACCUGACGUUAAAAGAGUUCUUCCUAGUACUAUUUUCAAAGCUGUUACUCUGAGACCAAGCACCUUAAGUGAAUACAUGAUGAUGCUGAUGCCAUCUGAUGCUUCAAAGUUAAAAAGCAUCACAUCUUCCUUAGUUCCCAACAACAAAUUUGUAACUAAGACUUGUCUUACAACGUUCACUUACCUCACAACAUACUUAGAAAGUGGCACCACAACAAUAUCUAGUCAUGAACAAGUUGUGUCAAAUAUAGCAACAGAAGAGAGAAACACUGCAAAGAUCCAUCCAACACCUUCAAUGGGCAUUACUCUAACACAGUACCCAAGUAUGUCAGUUGGAGUGUUCCACACAACAUACACAUACUUGAAUACUCUGGUGGAUGGAGACCAGCCCCUAAUAAUCACUUCAAAACACACAGUGACCAAUACUGUCACUGCUCCAGACGACUAUCUAUCUCUCAUUCAACCAUCUGAAGAAGUGGUACCUCAGAGAGACACCAACACCUACUACAGCACAAUCAUGCUUACGAAAACAAUAAAAGAUGGCAAAAAAACGAAGCUAGUCAGCAAAGAAGAAAAACUUACUCAAAUUGUCAUAACAGAAUCAAAGCCACCAAAGGCAGCAUCCAUCAUGACGUCUUAUGUGGCUUUGGAUGUUGAAGAUCCAAAGAAUGGUCUCAACGCUUCUACCACAGAUAUCGUGAAGACAUACUAUGUGACGUACACUUACUACAACACCCUUGUUGAAGAUGGAAAAACUGUUGUUUACACUAAUAUCUCGACUUCAAAAGAUGUAUCUACGCAGAAGAUUUACUUACAAGAAAACAAUGAAGUGACUCCUGAUAAUGUAGUUAUUAUUGCUACGAAGACUUACCAUACAACCUUCACCUAUUUCACUACGUUGUUACAGGAGAAUAAUCCAGCAACUCCAACAGUGGUUAGUUCUCAUUCCACAGUAGUGGAGAACGUAGCUACUGAAACCAUACAUCCCAAACAACUCAACGAAAACUACUGGAAGAUGCUGAAGAAUGAACUGAAAAAUGUACAAGACGAAAUUAAAGAAACAGUUCUUCUAAACGACGGACAACGCUUAGAGGUUACAGCGUAUAAGAAACCAAUAGAGCCUACUAAAGUUCUUCCAAUUCAAAUGACAAAACAACCUCAGCUACCUACAUCUGAAAAACCAGAAGCUGAAUCAUCCAAUCCAAAUGUUAUUACAGGUUCCACCAUUGUUUUCUUUGACGAUGACCCAUUCUUACAAGCAGCAGCAACUCCGAAUCUUAAUGUACAAACUGCAUCUAAGAACAAAGCAACCACAAGCUCAGAGGUCAUCAAGAAAACCCAGAUCCUCUCUAGCAGUAGUAAGAUAAAGAAAUCGAAGACACAAAAUGUAAAGCCCUCUAAAUCAGUGAGUCCUUCUAGACCCGUCAAAAAAGCGGAGAACUCAAAGAAGAAACAGUCCACCAAGUUGCCCAAACCGGAAGUGGUUGAAGCUGUUUCUAACAAUGGAGAUUUACUAGGUUUAGGAUCGAUCAAUAUUGAAAGCUUAAAAGCUUUGACGCCAGUUAUAAACGCUAUGGCGGGUCUAAUCGAAACAAAUUUAAAACCCAAAAAGAAGAAUAACACGCAAGGUGGCGUCACUAAUCCCAAAACCAACAAGAAGAAUAUACCUUCCUACCAAGAUGACAACCAGAAUCGAUCACCAAUAUACAUUCCGGUAGGAGACUUGGAAGUUUCAGAAAGCCAAAACAUAGCAAGCUACCAUCAUCAAAAUGUUGUCGAAGGGGGUAAAGUAAAUUUCAAAAAACCAACACAUGAGACUCCUUUAAUAAGUGGUGGGAUACCAAUAUCACCUGGAGAAGUUAUAACUGCUAAUUCCGACGUUAUUGUUGGCAAACCUGGUAGAAUACUUCCGAGAGUACCUCCGAUACCAGUUAAUGAAAAACACGUAACAGAAAUAGCAGACUUGCAUCCGCCUCCUACCACAAACUUCCGAGCCAACCGUGUGCCAAUUCCUGUACCUCAUGAUGAAGUAUCUUCUUCCAAUGUGCGCCCCAAAGAUGAUUACAUCGGGCCACCACCUCCGAUUUCAGGUAAACCCUAUGGAAGAGGAGAAAAACACAAGCAUAUCCCUUUGCAUCACAAUGAAGAUCGCCAUCAUAACCGACCACAUAACCACGUGAGCAUCCCCAUGUAUCAAAACCACCACCACCAGUUCAACUACGGUUUGAAGAACAACGAUAAUGCUGAACAACCAAGUCUUCAAAUCGAAAUACAGAAGAAAUACGAGGAUGUGUCCCAAGAUAACGUUCCGUUUUACACUCAACCCUCACCAGUACUCAACCACAACAAGAACUUUCAAGCUUCGGUGAUCAAAGAGCCUAUGGUACUUCCGGAGGUGAUAGAAAGAUCAACAGGUCAACCUCUACUAGUGAACAUUCAGCCAAGCCAAGUAGCUUUUGUGAAUAUACCCCACAACCGUACUACAGCUUUAAUUUAUGGAGGAUCCACUGAACCACACAGAUAUGGACAGUAUUUCGACGACCCUUCACCUCACUCUGGCUCAGAUAAUGCUGUUAAUGAGAAUAUGAACGUUAUACAAUAUACUUCAGGGUAUCCUUUGGAUUCCAACCAAAAACAAGUAAAAGGUGUUAUAACUGUUGGAACGCAGACUAUCAAAGUCGAACCUGAGAACCCGAAUAGUAGAAUCGAGAAUAUACAUACAUCUAAACCUAAAGACUCGUACUUCAAUGCUAACAAUCAGGAUAUUAACGUACAGGUGCCACCAAUCUCGUUUGGGAUGUUCCAAAAUGAUAACGAAUUCAACGCUCAUGUUAUCAAUCAUGGGAACGAUUUGAAAUUGCAAAUCCCGCCUGUAGCUUAUGAAGUGACUAAAGCUCAUAACAAAAACGACAAUUACAAUUUGGCUAAUAAUUCUUACAAGUAUACAAUGCUCCAACCAGUUUAUCAACAAACUAACCAGAAGAAAGACCAAGAUAACCCGAAAGAUAUCAGAAACAAACACCCUAAUAUUAAUGGAAAUACAUUCAACCAAAAUCAACCAGCUUUAUAUUACAUGAACCAUUCUAUCACUUCAAAUAACAGGAGACCGAACAGAACUAAGACGAAAGUGCAGAUAAAAAAUCAUGGCAGUAAUCCACAUACAAACUACCAAGGUGUCACUUUAGCAGACUACAUGAUACCUCCAACAUUCAAACCCAAGCAAUCUAAACCUAUACCAUUCCGCAAGCACACCAGUAGACCACCAAUUCACAGACCACAAUCGCAAGGACAAACAUUCCAACAGAAAUACAUACCACACGGCGAAUCUAUACGUAGAAACAACUCUGUUUUCAACGGGUAUGGAUCUCCCAACCCUAACGAUCUGUUAGCACCAGACUACGAUCUUAUCAGUGUGGAUGGAGAGGUGAUCCAAGAAUCGAACAGUCAUCCUCUCAGGGUGAAGACUACUCAAACACCUCUAAGAAACAACUAUUCUACUCAUCAGAACAACGGGUUCAAACAACCUCAAGAAAAUGAAGUGCAUGACUUCCAAGCACCAGUUAUAGAAGAUCCAAGACCUUUCAUCAAGAAUCCUGUAAACCAAUUCAGCUACUUCGGUAAUGACUUCAAGGUGAGCAGCUUCAAUAGGAGUGAUAUCAAGAAUUUACUGAAGGAUGAGAUAGUAAGGUACGAACCAAAAGUAGAAGCCAAUAAUUAUAAACCAAUAACUAUCGAUCAAACAUCGUAUCAGAAUCAACAACAAAGCACACGUAAGCCUCCAACUGUAGCAAAUAAAAGGAAAGUGAGUACCACCAAGGCUCCUGUCAGGAAUAACAGACCUGUGGUGACGUCUCUUCCAAUUGAUCAUGAAAGGGAGCGUACUGAAACACCUUUUUCGGUUGUGAACACCAUGAAAUCAACUCAAACUGAAAAACCUUUCAAUGGGACACCUGUGCAGAUCAGAUUCGACGACAAAAAUAGCAUUAAGACAACAAUAAUCCAUGGAGAAGAAAAAUUUGCCAUCAAUAACUACUUGGACGCCAAUAAAAGAGACCAAGUCAGGCCCAACGUUGAUCAGCCCAGUUUAGAAGUUUUAAAACCACCCCCACUAGCACCAACACAAAAUACCUUAAUCAAAGUAACAACAACAUCCAAACCAAAAGAAGUAUCAAAGGCUCCUGAUACAAAUAUACUUAGGAUACCGGUGUACACAGCUGCAGUACCUCCACCUCAACCAAUGGAAGAGAUGAAACCACCUCCAGUAACAACGGUUGAGCGUGAGAUUAUUGGUAUGAGUCCACCUCCUAUAACUACAUACAAGCCUUUGUUGAAACUGAAGAUUCCAACGGUGAGACCUGUAAUUCCCUCACAAGUGAACAAUCUCAAAGAGCCUAUCAGACAAGUGCAGCGCGUAACAACAACAACAGCCAGACCAACAAUAAAGAUUAGAACCAGAAGGCCUUAUCUUCCUAGAAGAACUUUCAAACCAACACUUGGAACGACCUACAGACCGGUAACUGAAGGAAUCCAACAUCCAGUUUAUGAUUCAUCCACUGAGACUAGAUCGACCUUUGUUUCUUCGAGUAGUACCACUCAGGCUCCUCCAAGAAUAACAACACCAUCAUCUACUACAUCUGAAACGCGUAGACCAAUACUGGAUGAUUCGGUGGAUUCCAGAGAAGGGUAUAUUAUGACUGGUCCAUAUCUUCGUAAUAUAUCGCAUCAUGAAACCUCUACUUUUGGUCAUGGUAACAACCAUGAAGUUGUUGGUUUUGAAUCAGAUAAAAAAGAAACCGUAGUACCAGUUGAAGAUAGUAGGGAAAGGAUAAGAAUUCCAGUUAAAACGAAUGAAGAUAGAAUAAGAAACGAUGGAGAACGAAUAAGGAUUCCGGUUAAAAUUCAUGAUGAUAAAAUAAGAGUGGCUGAAACUUCUGAAAUCAAACAGAUCGUACCAUCAAGGAUCGAGAAAACAAGUUUGAGGAUACUCCCAACAAAAUUCAUAACGCACACUCAGACUCUAACUGUGACCAUCACCAAAACCACGGUACUGAAGACUCCAGGACUACCGCCAGUUACCUCAACGCUUUUGGUAACCAAAACUGAGAAGUCCACGAUAGUGGAUACUGUAACUGAGUUCCACACAUUAGUCCAACCAACAAGUGUUGUUGAGACCAUUACCACUACUGUCCAGCAUGGAAGCCUUUAUCCUCCAGAUGUAUAUGGAAAACCUUACCCUUCUAUCCAAAUACAACCAACAGAGACCAUCAUCGGACAGAUAGUGACACCAACAGCCAACGAAAUUUCGAAUGAAAGCUUGGAGGAUUUCAUUAUCACAGACACAGAUCCACCAAAUACAUCCAACGAGUCCCAAACGUCCAUAGAAGACAACGACACGAUAUUGGUGGUGCUGACCGACAAGAAAAACGGUCCUCUUGUUAAAGUACCUCCAACUGAAGAGGUCCAGACUAGAGACGAGAUGCUAAGCACUAACAAACUGAACGACGUGUUGAUCGCUGGUGUGCUGUCUGCUAAUCCACCUAGUAUCGAUACUGAUGUGACUGACAGGUGUGAACCUGAAUGCAAAGCAUCUAGGAAUGAGUUGUGUCAAAAGACCAAUGGGCUGAUGAGGUGCGUUUGCAGGCCUGGUUUCGCCAGAAUGUUCCCUGAUAGACCUUGCAAUCCAACUUACACGUAUUCUAUGGAGAUCGAACUCGACCACCAGGGAAAAAAGAAGUUGAUCUAUAACGAAUAUCUGGACAAAGCCAAUAGUUCAGAGUAUAUAAAGUUGGCAGCUGCUACCCAUGAAGCCCUGGACAGAAUGGUGAUGCAAUCGGAUCUAAGGGACAUUUACCAUGGUGUCCACUUAAAAUCCUUCAAACCAGGAAAGACUGGGGUCGUCAACAACUUCUCCCUUCAGCUCUCAGAUAACACCGAUGAGAAGCGACUAGAAGAAGUCUUCAAGAAAUACCUCCGUAGUAACAAUUUCAGCCUUGGAGGCACAGACCUUUAUGCUUCGAAGACGAGUCAACAGAGCCUCAAGGCCUCUGACUUCGAUGAGUGUCAGAGCCCCAAGUUCCACGAUUGUUCCGAAAACUCGCAGUGCUUCAACCUCAAGGGAACCUACACCUGCAGUUGUAAAGAAGGCUACUCCGACCUUUCUGAGAAUGUCAUUUACCCCGGUAGAGUAUGUUCUGCAGAACUGGUAGGCUGUGAGAGGUGUAACUACCACGGUACCUGUUAUUCUCGUGGUGAAGAUCAGAUUAUAUGUGAAUGCUUCCAGUGGUACAGUGGUGAAACGUGUUACAUCAAUCUUAAAGUGCUCCUUAUCGGACUGGUUUGUCUUGGUUUCAUUCUGUUUGUUCUUCUGUUGAUCUGUUGCAUCGUAACUUGUUGCAAAAAGAAGCCCUCUCCAAAAAUGAACACUGGUUUGAGUUUCUUCCCGCAAAGAGUGCCUCAUCCGUCUGACAGAAGCACCUUAGAUCGAAGGGCUAUGAUAAGGGACAGCAGCUCAGAGGAUAGCAGAUCUGAAACGAAUAGUUUACCUUAUAUCACUAAGCAAAAGUCGAAAAGACCAAAGAACGCUAUGAAAAAACCACCAGCACCGAGAAGAAUGGACAUGAACAACAAGCACUCUCAUAUCUCCAACGAACAGAAAGACAGAUCGUUAACAGUAAUGAUCCCAAGAGCUAAAUACCACGCUGCACCACCAGCUCCUAACAUGAGCAGUUAUACCAUGUUCGAUGCCUCCAAGUCCAGCGUCAGCAAACCACAGAACAACGAAUCCAAACUCCUGAGUUAUCUGGAUGCCGGACCAUCUCCACAUAAGAUGGCUACUCGACAGGCUGAGCCGCCCAAAAGAAAAUACAGCAGCCAGGUGAGCGAAUCUUUCAUAGACGACGAGCCAAUAUCGCGCAAGACCUCUGGAGCUUUAGUAUCUGCUGGCUUUGAGGUAUCUGCAACUGUCAUGAACAACAUGGGCACCCUUGGAACCACAUGUGGCACAGAAGCUGACAGGAGUGAGAACGCAACACUUAUCCAGAAAAUAAGCGCAGAUUUGCUAUCUUGCGCUGAGACCAGGUCACAAACUAACACGCUGAGAAUUAUUGAAGAUGAAGACCUCGAUCCAAUGUCUAACUGGAUGGACAUGGAACCAAGGGUUACGACAAUAUCGGAAAGUCGAUCUUAUGAAGAAACGACGAUUCCACCACCUAUGAAGUCACUGAAGUAUGAUUACGAUACCAAAGCCUCUUUACAUUCAAACUCCCAUUCUCAUCAUCAUGAUGAAGUAGCUGAAAGGGAUCUAGGAUCAACUUUCCUUUUGCCACACACUCAUUUAUAUAAACCAGAAAGGGGAAGCGAUAUCUCUGGAUUUGAAUCCCUCUGACCCCAAAACAGUCACUGGGAUGCGUAAGAAGGAUGUCCUCUCGAAAAUCAAAGAGCUCAGGCAUACCAACUGAAUUUUUGGCCAUAUUUCAAAUGUACAUAUUUUGUAUCUUUAUCAAAUUUUAUAUUAAAUAAUACUUGGUCUAGGUUUAGGGAGUGUAUGUGAUGUAAAUAUUUUUUUAAGUUAAUAUUUAUGAUAAUUUAGCUUUUUUUAUAUUCAAGUUUAAGACUAUAACAAACUGAAAAUAUAUUUGUAUAUCUGUUUUUAUAUAUGCA
This is a messenger RNA of Harmonia axyridis, 9062 nucleotides long. RefSeq lists its product as uncharacterized. The record is from RefSeq and is a predicted model, not a curated record. NCBI's taxonomy places the organism in Eukaryota, Metazoa, Arthropoda, Insecta, Coleoptera, Coccinellidae. Gene Ontology annotation, molecular function: calcium ion binding. Bases 1 to 8787 code for a protein of 2928 amino acids. The transcript has 13 exons.